AUGAAGGAGUUUCAUCUUGCCAGUGAGGAGUUGAAACUCAGCUGUUGCUGUAACUGUUGGUUGCUUUUUCAUGGUAUAUCACCAGCUUUCGCAGGAAUCCAGGGGAUGGUGAGACCUUUGCACUAUUCAGAAGAUUUUACUGGAACAACCGGCAAUGAGGAACUAGUAGCGAUGUCUUCGGUUUGGAAUGACGACACGGAACCAUGA
Lathyrus sativus (Indian pea) is the source of this 207-nucleotide messenger RNA. The record is from the annotation of a GenBank genome assembly. NCBI's taxonomy places the organism in Eukaryota, Viridiplantae, Streptophyta, Magnoliopsida, Fabales, Fabaceae.